AGGCGGCGUUUACGUCAAACCCGACAAGGGUUCCUACGCAGCGACGGGGGUAUCUACUGCUGCUGCUUCGAACAUCUAUCAGCAACAUCAUGGACAUGGAAUAGCACAUCAUGGACAUGGAGUUGCUGUGGGAACUACGCAACAGCUAAAUGCACAUCACAGUACUACAGCAAUGCAAGUAGAUCUUCCACCACAAGGUGCUUGUGGAAGAAUAGGAGAAGAGUUCUACCAACAAGUAGGUUCCUCUUUGCCAACACCUUCGACGACAGAACCGCUUAUACUGGGAGACAGAUUCUUAGUACUACAAGCUCCGGCACACCAGCAAAUGCAAAAUAAGCUCAUGCGAACGGGCAGUGAAGAUUUGUCAACCUGUGUACCAGACUCAAGGCGUGUUUCUACAAGAACCGACCUGACAGAUUUAGACAUGUCGGAAUUGGUGAUGAACAAUACAAGGCCACAUCAAGCACCACAGGAGACAGUCCUCCAUCUACAACAGCAACCACAUCAAGACCUUCCAGCACCUUCAGCACCCUCUUCAGCACCGCCUGUCGUAGUAGAACAACGUGCGCGGAAGCCAUUUUCCUAUAUGCGAGCUGUGGCUAACGCGGGUCACUCAAGGCAACCAAGCCCAGCAAAUAGUGGUGGCUCUCUCUCGGUCUCCACCACUGGAACUGGACCUUCAGCAGGUUCUUCCGCAAGUAGCUCGUCUUGCCAAGUUGGCGGUAGCAGCUCUUCUAGUUCAAGUUCUAGUAGUGGUCACCUAGUAGCUAAGCCAAGAAGUUCCUCAAAGAAAUCCAAUUCUUCCAAGGCAGUAACAACUGCUUCUAGCGGUAAGAGUGCUGCUAGUAGUAAGAGUGCAUCGAGUAGUGGAGCAGGUGGAACUUCUACUACGAAGAAGACGACGAAGAAACAAGCAGCCUCAACUUCUGCGAAAACAUCAUCGUCAAGAGCGUCGUCCAAUAGUGCUGGCACAGCAGUCAGUAGUAGAACCCGUGCUGGUAGUACACAAGGCCAAGCACUAGGACAGGCACAAGCAGGAGGAGGGGGGCACUUAGGUGGAGCCCUACUACAACCCCUGUUACCAGGAGGACCUCUGGGAGGACCAGGAGGACCUUCAGGCGGUGGCCCAGGAGGUGCUGCAACAUGGUUCCGAACCUUUUCACCUUCUACAGUCGCGACCUUGCCGAAAGAUGCUAUGCUAAGGGAAAUGGUGGGACAGGGUCUUGUUUUGCCAACGGAAGCGCCGUUUCUGAGCUCUCAUUGGUCAAAAAAUCCACAGAGGGUGGACCCGGCUGCAUUAGAAAAGGCCCUUGUGGAAGAAUGGGGUACUACUCUACUCUAAAUGAAUCUCUAGUACAUAGGUAAAGGUUGAUCAUAUCACUUCGAUAGAUUUUGAUUCUCGUUUUGUCAAGAACGCUGAAGCACAACUACAGCACAAGUGGUGUCAUGAAAAAUACAGUCUGUCAUGAAAAAUACAGUCAGCACAACGUCUCAUCUCUCAUCAUUGAUUCUCUAUCUCAUUUCACUCAAUAUAGAACUGGACAACUUUUCAAGCGAGAAGGCGAAAGAUCCUAUGAAACGGAGUGCGGUUCUAAACCGCUACAAAUGGGAGAAAGCACAAGCAACAGUGGACAUUGCAUACGAAAGAAAGAAGGAGAAUAUACCGAAAGGGUAAUAGAAGAUUACACUCACCGCUUUAUUUAUGACUUUUUUGCUGUUGCUGCUGGUAUACGACUACGAUGAGAUGAAAAAUAGUUUAUAGCUCACUAUGGGUAUGGUGCACAACAUGAUAAAUAUUUUCUUUCGCUAUCAUCUUAUCUUCGCAACCAAACAGAACUCGGAAUCUGAACCCGGAAUUCUUCGAAAUCAUGGUUGUGAGCUAUAUCCAGAUCGACGAAGAGACAAGAGGAUUUGGCCUCGCGAGGCACAUCUUAACAAGGGCCCUCGAGGCCGCGGCAAGAGAUAGCGAUCAGGUACUAUUACUUAGAAGUUGAUGUUUUUGGAUCUCUGAUUGUCGUGCCUAAAUGAAUGUGUUGCAUAGAAGUAGUACUUUCUGUUGAUUCACCCUAUUCUGAACCAACGACCACUCUCAACAUGCCACUAGACCUCACCCUGCCACCACCACCACCACCACCACCACCACCACCACAAAACCAGUCACCUUGCUCAACCACUAAUACUAAUUCCUCAAGGUCAUUUCCGGCAUUCGUUUUCGGAUACGACCUUCUGCCUCGGGUGUGGAGGGGGGUGUUGCAGCUGAGCAUGCUAGAUUGGCAUAUUUGUAUUGCAGAGCCUCAAUGGAUUUGGAAUUUAUAUGGCGGAAGACGGUCUUCUCACGGACAGGUGGGAGAGCAGUAGAAAUACUGCUCACCAAAGACCGAGAUAUCAUGGAAAAAAUCAGCUGACGAUGAUUGACGACUAAUCCUCCUGUGGUUAUGCUUAAGCACGUUGUUGUUGGUCUAUGGUUUUAUCUUCAUGCAAUGCAUACUGUUCCUGUAUGA
Messenger RNA from Amoebophrya sp. A25, 2501 nucleotides. The record is from the annotation of a GenBank genome assembly. Lineage: Eukaryota; Dinophyceae; Syndiniales; Amoebophryaceae.